CUCCUCUCCCUCCGGAGCCAACAUCUUCAGUUACUUGCCUGCGACAGACAAGACCAGACCGGUCCAGCUCCAGAGGCGGAGUCCGGAGAGGCAGGAAAUGCUCAGCACCCACCCCACCCCCCACUGAUAGGGCUGGGACAUCGGAGGCACCAGAGGGACCACCACAGAUGCUGCCCCAAUUCUCCCCACACCUGGACCCAGCUUUGGUGCUGACUUGAACCUGCAGUCUGAGACACCGGCCAGAAGAUGGAAUCCCUUCCUGAGCCGCUGCUGGUGCGGAUCCUGGCUUCCGUCCCGGCAGUGGAGCUGAUCCUGGUGUGCCGGCUGGUCUGCUCCCAGUGGAAGACCCUGAUCGAUGGGGCGGCCCUUUGGCUCCUGAAGUGCCAGCAGGGUGGUUUCGCUGGAGAAGACGCAGAAGAGGAGGGGAGCGAGAACUGGCAGAUGCUUUACUUCCUUAAUAAGCGAAAGAAGAACUUGAUCAAGAACGCCACUGGCGAAGAGGGCCUCGAACACUGGGCAGAAGUGGAAAGCGGAGGCGACGGCUGGAAAAUCGAGGAGCUGCCAGGAGACUUUGGGAAAGAAUUUCCCGUUGAUGAGGUCCAUAAGUACUUUGUCACAUCUUUUGAGUGGUGCCGCAAAUCACAAGUCAUCGAUCUCCAGGCUGAAGGAUACUGGGAGGAGCUGAUGGACACAAUCCAGCCAAAAAUCGUGGUGAAGGACUGGUACGCGGCCAGGUGUGACGCCGGCUGCUUGUAUGAGCUGAAUGUGAAGCUGCUGUCCGAGACUGACGAGGUGGUGGCCGAGUUCAGGAGCGAGACGAUUGCUCUCCCGCAAGACAAUGAAGGCGAAUGGAAUGAGAUCACCCACACGUUCACCGACUACGGCCCCGGGGUUCGCUUCAUCUAUUUCGAACACGGUGGCCAGGACACCGUCUACUGGAAGGGCUGGUACGGAGCACGCAUGACCCACAGUAGCGUAACUGUGGAGCUGUAAUAUUAGUCCUCAGAAGGAUGGAGCCGGGUUACAGCCCGGGCAGUGGAGUGUUCCUCAUUGAGGAAAGAGGGAACUUUGGGAUGGUUGCGCUCUGGGCAGGAGUAAACGUUCUGCUAAAACAAUAUCUGCCAGAUUUGGAGUUGUUGCUGUGAUCUAAUUCUCUAGAAAUCCAGACACAAAAAGUAAAAAGAAAAGAAGACGAAACUUUCCCUUGACUUGAACACUGAUGAAGCUCAGAAUCUUGCCUAUUUGGAAACAUCUGCGCUGUGACUGUCCUUCUGCUUGCAAUUUAAGAACACCAAUGCUUGAAGGGGAAAGUUAGCAAAUGGGGUGUGUGUGUGUGUGUGGGGGGGGGGUAGCCGGGUGCAGGAAUGAGCCUAAAUCCAUUCGGUUUGUCCCUUCCUUGUGUGCGAAUGACAGACAUAUUUGUGUGUGUUAUAAAGUUCCACGUAAAGGUGCUGCUGCUGAGAGCCACGAAUGGCCUCCAGGCAAAGAUUCUCUGUGCCCCCCGCCCCCCGACAGCUUGUGAAAAACAAACCUCAAGACGUAUCCAGCUCUGUUGGUUUCCACAGAGCCCAGAGUCCCCAUGAAUUCCAUCCCUUUCCAGCUUUCGGUUACCCUGCAAGAAUUGGUACAGGUGAAUCAGAGAGAUGCUCAAAUCUCUCUCGGGAAACCUGCCUUGUGUUUGGAAUCGUGGGGCACAGAGAUUAGCCAUGGAAGGCAGUCUCCCUUCUGAACAUGGCUUCCUUUGUGUCCUGCUAUGUUUUCAAAACAAUAAAUGCAGCUUAGCUUGAAAAUAGACCUUAAGAACAACAAAAAAUAAAGCUCUCACAUAUUAAACAAGCAGGACACACGGCCACUCGCAACAAGGGUGUCCAAAUUAGCAUCAUUUAUCAAAUGCAGGGGGAGAGGCCGAGAAGCAAAUUUCCUUGGAAAAAAACACCUGUUCAGAUUUUUUUAAAAAGACUUCAUGUUGUGGAUGCUACUGAAUUUAAGGGGAAGAAGGAAAUACCAAUAGCCGAUUUUGGAAAUUAACAGACCUUUGAGUACCUCUCAGAGCUGAAUUUUCAAACCACUAUUUUGCCUUGGGUCAAAUUUGGCAUCGAAAAGACCAAGGGGCACAACCCCACCCACCCAGCCAACCAACUCCUGAAUGAAUGAGCUACAGCCAAAGAAACCACCGUUGUUGCACUGCAAGGAAGCAAACAGCCAGAAUCCCAAAUGCCUGCUCCAGUUUAUGUCACUUUUGGGGCACUUCUUCUGUGUAUGACCACUUGGUGUCACCUGAAAUCCCAGUGGCUGCCUCCGCUUCUUAACACCAGCCUGGUGCCCGCCUGGCAAAGAAUGCUAAUCUGCAUUGUCCUGUAUCCAAGGCUGGGAAGAAAUCUAUGGUCAUCUCCCUGGGCCUCCCUUGUGUGCCUGCAAGGCGCCUGGGCUGCUUUAGACAAAUAUGAAAAUAAAUAUUGGGUCACUAGAA
Molecule: messenger RNA, 2470 nt
Organism: Sphaerodactylus townsendi
Lineage: Eukaryota; Metazoa; Chordata; Lepidosauria; Squamata; Sphaerodactylidae
Gene: FBXO2
Product: F-box protein 2
Exons: 6
Coding region: 247-993 (248 amino acids)
Biological process (GO): SCF-dependent proteasomal ubiquitin-dependent protein catabolic process; glycoprotein catabolic process
Cellular component (GO): SCF ubiquitin ligase complex; cytoplasm
Molecular function (GO): ubiquitin protein ligase activity; protein binding
Source: RefSeq, a predicted model, not a curated record